Messenger RNA from Linum tenue, 579 nucleotides. The record is from the annotation of a GenBank genome assembly. Lineage: Eukaryota; Viridiplantae; Streptophyta; Magnoliopsida; Malpighiales; Linaceae.
CUGCAAGGAGGACAUAGAAACUACCCGGCCUCCGGCCAAUCGGUCCUCCUCCCGUUGAAACUCCACUCUGGGAACCAGGGCAACGUCGCCGCCGAGGUCCUCAUAUGUGGAGGCUCCGCCCACACCGAUUUCUACACCAAGGGGAACGAGGGCGUCCACUACGUCGCGCUCCAGGACUACGGCCGGAUGCGAAUUACCGACCUGAAUCUGGUCUGGAAGCGAGAUCUGAUGCCUUCGCCGCGUCUAAUGGGAGAUAUGUUGCUUCUCCCCUCUAGUGAUGUCCUGCUAAUCAACGGCGCUAAAAGGGGAUCUUCAGGUUGGGGUUUCGCCAGAAACCCUAAUUUCACCCCUGCGAUCUACAAUCCGCGUGUAAAGAGAGGGGAAAGGUUUAGGAAGCUCGCUCCGACCACGAUCCCCAGGAUGUACCACUCCACCGCCACCGUUCUUCAGGACGACAAGUCUUCGUCGCCGGCAACAACACCAACAACAGGUACGUCUAUGAAGCCCAAUGGGCCUGGAGGCAGUGAAGCCCAAUGGGCCUGGAGUCUAAAUCAUCGAUGUCUGGACCCCGCCCAAUAG